GGGUGAUCCGCUCCCUUCGCUCCUCCUGGCCGUCACACCUCCUGGGCUUCAGCUCCAAGGAAGUUCGGCGCGUGGGCUUUCCACAAGCAUCUCCUUCUCGCUUCAUCAUUUCAUUCUUGUUUACUGAUACGGACACCUAAGGACGACAGUUCUGCAAGAAGCGUCAAAAUGGAGGAGGAGCCGAGUACAAACGUUACCCGGAAGCAGUAGCAUGGCAAUGAGCGUGUUUGCAGUACCUUGAGCUGAAAUGUUGCGGACACAGAAGGUUCAGUUAUCAGUAAGAAACGAGAACGUCGUUUUUCUUCUUCUACUUAGGUUCUCAGCUAAAAGAGAAGCAUCCUCAAGAAGCAAUCGCAGGGUUGAGAAUGAAAAACCCUGAUCUUGGAAUAAACAGCCUAUGUUAUAAUACAGGCUCUGCUUCUAUCCACUGCUGAGAUGAGUCGUCACCUGUGUAUGUGGCUUUUCCGGCAUCCAUCUCUCAAUGUUUGCCCCCCGAGACACGUCUUCCUCUGUUGUCAGCCAUUUAGACAGGUCAGUCUUGAUACAAGGCUGUGGAAUUUCAGACAAAACAAGAGUCACGUUCUCCAUCAGCUCUUAUUAAAUAAGAGUUGGCCCAGGGGCUUCUGUCAUCAAGAUACAAAGAUGCUUUGGAAACACAAAGCCCUGCAGAAGUAUAUGGAAGACCUGAAUAAAGAGUACCAAACCCUUGACCAGCGUCUGCAGGAGCUCUCUGAGAGUGAAGGAGACCGAAGGGCCUUGCACAGAAGGCAUGCGGAGUUGGCACCACUGGCAGCUGUUUAUCAAGAAAUUCAGGAGGCCAAACAAGCCAUUGAAGAGUUAGAGUCGAUGUGUAAAAGUUUAAAUAAACAAGAAGAAAAGCAGUUGCAAGAACUUGUAUCAGAAGAAAGGCAAAUCAUUGACCAGAAGAUCAACACACUGUAUAGUGAGCUUUUGGAGCAUCUAGUGCCAAAGGAGAAACAUGACAGAAGUGACGUUAUUUUAGAGGUGACGUCUGGAAGAACUACUGGAGGUGAUAUCUGUCAACAGUUUACUAGAGAAAUAUUUGAUAUGUACCAGAAUUAUUCAUACUAUAAACACUGGGAAUUUGAGCUGCUGAAUUACACACCAGCAGAUUAUGGUGGACUGCAUCAUGCAGCUGCCCGCAUUUCUGGCGACAGUGUCUAUAAGCAUUUGAAGUAUGAAGGUGGAAUCCACCGAGUUCAGCGAAUCCCAGAGGUGGGCCUGUCGUCAAGGAUGCAGCGUAUUCACACAGGAACGAUGUCAGUUAUUGUCCUUCCUCAGCCCGAUGAGGUAGAUGUGAAAGUGGAUCCCAGGGACCUACGAAUAGACACAUUUCGAUCCAAAGGAGCAGGAGGGCAGCAUGUUAACACAACAGACAGUGCUGUGAGGCUUGUCCACAUCCCCACAGGACUGGUAGUAGAGUGCCAGCAAGAACGAUCACAGCUAAAAAACAAAGAAAUAGCUUUGCGUGUGUUGAGAGCUAGACUCUACCAACGGAUAGCCGAGAGAGACAAGUGUCAGCAACAGAGUGCUAGAAAACUGCAGGUGGGAACAAGAGCACAGUCAGAGAGAAUCCGGACAUACAAUUUCACCCAGGAUAGAGUCACUGACCACAGGAUAGCGUUUGAAGUUCGGGACAUUAAGGAAUUUUUACGUGGUGAGAAAUGUCUGGAUCAGCUAAUUCAGAGACUGCUUCAAUCAGCAGAUGAAGAGGCCAUAGCUGAAUUUUUGGAUGAGAGCCUUAAAUCAGUGAAAUAA
Molecule: messenger RNA, 1779 nt
Organism: Peromyscus leucopus (white-footed mouse)
Lineage: Eukaryota; Metazoa; Chordata; Mammalia; Rodentia; Cricetidae
Gene: Mtrf1
Product: mitochondrial translation release factor 1
Exons: 11
Coding region: 436-1779 (447 amino acids)
Biological process (GO): translational termination
Molecular function (GO): translation release factor activity
Source: RefSeq, a predicted model, not a curated record